GACAGGCAGAUUCCUUUGACAUUGCGGGAGAGGAGGAGGGACGAUAUUGGUGUUACAAAACGUGUAACACUGUCGGUCCAAUUAUUUAGUGUAAACAGUAAAUGUUUACCGCUUCAAAGUUGCAAUAGUAAAAUAUUGUAACUGUUAGCGGGAUAAUGUAUCGGCGACCAAUACAGUCCGCCGUCAGGAACAUUUUAAGCGUUUCAGCAUCCAAGGCCACUCUCGGAAAGGCAGUUGAACAAGAUGGUUGUCUCAAAGCUUUAGUUGUUGCAGCCACCAUCCCCUCCUCACAGACACAAAGCAGGACCUUGCACAAGAGUAGACAGCUUUAUACGGUAAAAGAAACCCCCCAGGCUACAGAUGAGGAAGUGGGGGCCUUCACCAAGCUCAUUGAGGCCAUGGGCUUCACCGGACCCCUCAAAUACAACAAAUGGAAAAUAAAGAUUGCUGCCCUGCGUAUGUACACAUGCUGUGUAGAAAGAAUCAACUACGAUGAGUUUUUUGAAAAGUGCUCCCUCCCUGACACGCUUAACUCCUGGUUCCUAGUGGCGCAGUUCCAUGUCUGGAUGUGUCUGGUUCGAAUGCGGCAGGAGGGCAGAGAGGGGAAGUAUAUGUGUCGCUACAUCGUCCAUUCCAUGUGGGAGGAUGUGGAACAGAGGAGCAAGAUCAUGGGGAUUGAUGCCGUAGAGAGGAAAGAGGCCCUGAGAGCCAUGACGGAGAAUUUCUACGCUGCUAUUUUCGGAUAUGAUGAGGGAAUACUGUCGGACGAUGCUGUGUUAGCCGCUGCCCUCUGGAGAAACUUGUUCAACCGACAGUGUGAGGACCCGCUGCAGCUCGAGCUCAUGGUAGAAUACGUCCGCAAACAGAUGCAGUUCAUUGAUGCGCUGGAUGGUGAGGACCUGCUGCUGACGGGAGAGGUCAAGUGGCGCCCUCUGGCGGAGGAGAACGCUCAGAGCAUCCUGAAGGUCACCACGCCCACGUACAAUGACACUGGCCUCUGAAGCCCUGCCGUCUCCCUCCCUCUAUCUCUCUCUCUCUUCACUCAGUCCCAUGAAGCCCCCCCUCUUUUUCUCUUUGGAGACUAUAGACAAGAUGGCCAUCAGGCAUCAAGAAACAUACAUACUGUACACACACACAUAAACACACACACACACCAUCUUUCAUUUCAUUCUCUCUCUCUCCUCAUACCUCAUUCUCUCUCUCAGUCUCUGUCUCUCUCUCUCUCUCUCUCUCUCUCUCUCCGUCUGUCUGUCUCUCUACUCUCAAUUUAUAGCCCCAUGAAGCAAUCUGUCAAAGAACGUGUGUAAACACAGGACUCCCAUAAGCGUUGAGAGUGUGGAUGAUCUCUUACCGGAACUGUGUAUGUAUGUUUUGCACUGUCCUUUUCUAGAUUAGAGAAGGAUGUUCUGUAUUUAUAUGUCUCUCUUCUUUUACUGAUGCCAUAUUUAUAAGAGUUCUGUUUAGUCCUUAAAGAAUCUCUCACAUGUCCUGUUUUGUUUGGAUGCAUUGAUUCCGUCUUCCUCUCCCUCUCACUGCAUUAUGGGAAAUGUCCUUGCUGUCACAGAUGCUGUUCAACAUUGGGGUUUUUUCGGUUUUAACUCGAAUAAAAAUGUUCUCUGGUUGUGUA
Alosa alosa (allis shad) is the source of this 1627-nucleotide messenger RNA. RefSeq names its product ubiquinol-cytochrome-c reductase complex assembly factor 1 (gene uqcc1). Gene Ontology annotation, biological process: mitochondrial respiratory chain complex III assembly. Gene Ontology annotation, cellular component: mitochondrion. The record is from RefSeq and is a predicted model, not a curated record. The coding region runs from base 156 to 1001 and encodes 281 amino acids. Lineage: Eukaryota; Metazoa; Chordata; Actinopteri; Clupeiformes; Clupeidae. The transcript is spliced from 9 exons.